Leptosia nina is the source of this 1038-nucleotide messenger RNA. NCBI's taxonomy places the organism in Eukaryota, Metazoa, Arthropoda, Insecta, Lepidoptera, Pieridae. The record is from the annotation of a GenBank genome assembly.
AUGUUGCAAGAAAAUGAAAACAUAGUAAAAGACGAAGGGAAGCUUAAAGUUCCAGAAGAUGUCGAGUAUAUUAAAAAAGAGACUGUCAACACAAGGGCGUGCUGGCCUAAAUUCGAAGUAACAAAAUAUUAUAAGAUAUUGGAUAAUCUUGAUGAUAAAUACGCCGAGGUCCGUCAAAAUUACCAAGCGGCAGUGGGUGUCGACAAUUUCGACGCUGAUAUGCUGGCGAUGUUGAUAAAGUCUGGUGGUGUAGCAGAACGAACAGCUUACGUAAGUGGUGAUCGUACGCAUAUUCCAGCUGGGAUUAACCUCGGUGGAUACUCUAUGAUGAGGGUUCCCAAGAAUAUUCUAUUCUUCCAUCGCAUGAAGCUGCGGAACGACACUCACUUCAGGGUCCAGUACCUCCAAAAUGAUCUAGAGAACAUGGUGCUUCGGAGCAGGAUUGCCCUGAAUGAUCUUCGUGUGAUGGGUUCUUUUGACAGAGCGAUUACAGAUUCUAAUCCAUCCAAUCUCUUUUAUGUGCCUACGUUCGGAAAAGCAGAAUUCCUCUUGAAAAACGUCAAGUACUCGAUGGAAGGUCGCUACAGACUUAUUCAAAACACUCUUAAUCUUGUGCUUGUGAUAUCCGAAUUGAAAGUCGACGAUGUUAUAAUGGUGGUACACGGAUUCUUAGAUAGAUUAAAGACGGACCUAGACCAUUGGCUUAAGGACUAUUUCAACGAUUACCUCACUUAUUAUUCAAUAGCGGGAAGAGAUUUGAAUUCAGAAUUUCAGAAAUAUGACGCCGAGAAAGCUUUGGCACUAAAUGACUUUACAGACAACGCUAUAAAUGUUAUAAUACGGAAACUGCACCGGGUCAAGGCCGGCUCCGUUAAGCUGCCCAACUUUACAAUUUACGCUCUCAACGGAAUGGUACCUGUUAUUUAUACCGACUUACCUAAUCUCUUCCUAGUACACAAGAUAAAAAUUACACCGGGUCUCGAACCCGUAACUCGUGAAACUGCGGACACUAAGUACAGAUUCCUAGUUCUUUGUUAG